ACGCUUUACUCGUGACCUUGAAAUAUCGAAAAUGACGAAGAAUCAUUUGUCCUGUAAAAAAACGUUCGAAUCGUUGAUUAAAUGUCAUCAGAGGGUUAUUACAUUCGUUGAAAAUAUCGAAAAUAUAUUUUCUUACAUUGCAUUGAUGCAAUUUCUUUCGAAUACUUUGGUGAUCGGAUUAUUGGGUUUUUUAAUCGUCACGUCACUAGAUUCUGAACAAAGGUCCGUCAUAUUGGCUAGGACAAUUCCCUAUUAUAUUCUAGUGAAUUUGGAAGCUUUCGUUCUCUGCUUUGCUGGGGAAUUUAUCAGAUCCAAGAGCAUAGCUAUCGAGAAAGCAGCUUAUGAAUGUAAUUGGUAUGAACUUGAUCCGAAUGAAAGUAAAUCUUUAUUGUUCUUGAUGAUUAGAUCACAAAAACGAUUUAAAAUCACCGCGGGCAAAUUUAUGGAAUUAUCAUUGGAAGGAUUCGCACGAUUGUUAAAAGCCUCAGCCUCAUACGUCUCUGUACUUCAUGCGAGUUAUUAA
Messenger RNA from Vespa crabro (European hornet), 523 nucleotides. Its product is annotated as odorant receptor 2a-like. Bases 32 to 523 code for a protein of 163 amino acids. Gene Ontology annotation, molecular function: odorant binding; olfactory receptor activity. Gene Ontology annotation, biological process: detection of chemical stimulus involved in sensory perception of smell; sensory perception of smell. The record is from RefSeq and is a predicted model, not a curated record. The transcript has 5 exons. Gene Ontology annotation, cellular component: plasma membrane. Lineage: Eukaryota; Metazoa; Arthropoda; Insecta; Hymenoptera; Vespidae.